Molecule: messenger RNA, 783 nt
Organism: Mycena citricolor
Lineage: Eukaryota; Fungi; Basidiomycota; Agaricomycetes; Agaricales; Mycenaceae
Source: the annotation of a GenBank genome assembly
AUGAGCCAACGCAGUCGACGACACUCUCCUUCCUCCGAUACCAGUUCUCCUCCAUCCACUUCGGCAUCUUCUCCGGCAUUCCCAGCCCAACCGUGGCCUCUGGUGGUGCAUGAGCCGUUCGAGGCAUUGGCAGCUGAUCCCGACCUGCCGUUGUGUGCGCCCUACAACAAACUGCUAUAUCAUCUCUUCCCGGCGGAUACCAACGUCCUCGUUGCCCCCGGGCCUUAUCCACCCCUUCCUAACACUGAAACCGACGCUAUCUCGACGCCCUUCGUGUUCACUGUCUUCUACAAAACACAUACUGUCCUCCUACUUCACGUCCAUCCGGCGCACGGGCUCCGCUGGGCAUCCGCACGCAUGUCAGCCGACGCACUCUGCCGCCGCCGGCUGAAUGAUCUGGCUCCCGAUUGCCGCCUGCCGAAGCUGUACGCCCUCAGCACGUUCGGGACCAAACUCCGGUUCUACGCAGCGACCAAAGUAGUGACCGCCGUACCUACCAGUCCGACCGGAAUUCCUUCCGCUGCAAUUUCAUCGAGGGUUGCAAGGACGAUCUCUUGUCCGGCAGUGCAGAUCGACCCUCCGCUUCCGCCCCCCGUCGCAGGAUCGGAUGUGGCGCCUCCAAGUAGAUGGAAUUGCGACGUUUUGGAAGAGGCGGGUGCGAAUCUGUUGAAACAGUCCGUCGCGGAGAUAAUCGCGCGCAUAUAUCUAACUGAUGGUGAGCAUCAGAUGCGAUUCUACUCCCUUUUGAACGCUGAUGUUCGCCCCAGCAUAUUGAACAAUUGA